UGUUAAGAAGUGCAGCUUCCCUCUACCCUCUACCCUCUGUCCCCCCCCCCACUCCCCCCUCCUCCUCUCUCCUUUUUUUUUCCUCCUCUCCUUUGCGGUUUAUACUUCUCGAGCCCGAAACAUGUCCGUUUUUUUUUAACGUGAAAUAGAUCACCGCUCUCUGGAUCCGUUGUGUUUGGAGCCGAGGAAGGCACUCGCUCGAAUAGUUCAGUGGUUCCUUUUGAAGAGAAUCGUUUUUUUGAAAGGGGAGGGGGCGGGGAGGGGGGGAGUGGGACAAACACUGAUAAAAUGUCAGCGAAGGUUCGCCUGAAGAAGUUGGAGCAGUUGCUCCUGAACGCAUCUCAGAAGAAUGAAAGUUCAAUGAGUGUGGAGACUUUGAUGGAUAUUUUGAUCUGUUUAUACAACGAAUGUAGCACCUCGCCUUUAAGACGGGAAAAAUAUAUUGCAGAAUUCCUGGAAUGGGCUAAACCAUUCACCUCUACUGUAAAGGAACUGAGGCUGCAUCGAGAUGAUUUUGAAAUGUUGAAAGUUAUUGGCAGAGGAGCAUUUGGUGAGGUUGCAGUAGUGAAAAUGAAGAACACUGAACGUGUUUAUGCUAUGAAAAUUCUCAACAAAUGGGAGAUGCUAAAACGGGCUGAGACUGCCUGUUUUCGAGAAGAAAGGGAUGUUCUGGUGAACGGUGAUUAUCAGUGGAUCACUACAUUACACUACGCCUUUCAAGAUGAAAACUACUUGUACUUGGUUAUGGACUACUAUGUGGGUGGGGAUCUACUGACAUUACUCAGCAAGUUUGAAGACCGGCUUCCAGAAGAAAUGUCCAAGUUUUACCUGGCAGAAAUGGUGCUCGCUAUCGACUCCAUUCAUCAGUUGCAUUAUGUACACAGGGAUAUAAAACCCGAUAAUGUUUUGCUGGACAUGAAUGGGCAUAUACGCCUUGCUGACUUUGGUUCAUGCUUGAAGUUGAUGAAUGAUGGCACUGUACAAUCCUCUGUGGCAGUUGGUACACCUGAUUACAUCUCCCCAGAGAUUUUACAAGCAAUGGAGGAUGGAAUGGGGAAGUAUGGACCAGAAUGUGAUUGGUGGUCUCUUGGUGUGUGCAUGUAUGAAAUGCUUGUUGGAGAGACACCAUUUUACGCAGAGUCAUUAGUGGAAACCUAUGGGAAAAUUAUGAAUCACCAAGAACGGUUCCAAUUUCCAUCUCAUCUCUCAGAUGUGUCUGACGAAGCUAAGGAUUUGAUACAGCGCCUUAUUUGCAGUAGAGAGCAACGGAUUGGCAAGAAUGGAAUGGAAGAUUUCAAAAAACAUACUUUUUUCAAGGGGAUAGAUUGGGACAAUAUUCGAAACACUGAAGCACCUUAUAUUCCUGAUGUUAGCAGUCCGACCGACACCUCAAACUUUGAUGUAGAUGACGAUGUUCUCAAAAAUCCAGAAUUGGUACCUCCAGCUACUCACACUGCUUUCUCUGGACUUCAUUUACCAUUUGUAGGCUUUACGUUUACCACGAGCAGUCCAUUUUCAGACCGAAGUUCUCUGAAGAAUGUCAAGCAAUUGGAUUCAACUGGCAAGGAUGCAGAUGUCCGAAUAGACUUGGAAAACAGUUUGCAAGUGGAGGCUUAUGAGCGGAGAAUACGAAGACUUGAACAAGAAAAACUGGAACUAACUAGGAAGCUGCAAGAAUCUACAUCGACCGGACGUGGAAUGGGAACUAGUAACAGAGAUAAGGAAAUCAAGAAGUUAAAUGAGGAGAUUGAAAAAUUACGGAAGAAAAUAGCAGAAUCUGAUCGGUUAGAACAGCAACUUGAAAAUGCAGUAUCUGUCCGUCAGGAUUUUGAGGAAUCUGCAAACAAAGUAAAAGCACUUGACAGACAGAUCAGAGCACUUAAACAAGAAAAGGAUGAAAGUCACAAGCAACUUGUUGAAGCCGUGGAAAGACAAAAAUCCCAAACCAAAGAGUUGAAGGAUGCACAACAUCAGAGAAAGAUAACCAUGCAGGAAUUCUCUGACCUCAAUGAACGGAUGGCGGAAAUGCGUUCGCAGAAACAGAAAUUUUCUCGACACCUGCGCGAUAAAGAGGAGGAGUUGGAAGUGAUUAUGCAGAAGAUGGACUCCAUGCGUCAGGAAAUCCGGAAAGCGGAGCGGGCCAGAAAAGAGUUGGAAGCUCAGUUGGAAGAUGCCGUUGCUGAAGGAUCAAAAGAACGGAAGCUACGAGAACAUAGUGAGAGUUACUCCAAGCAGCUGGAAACCGAGGUGGAGGGGCUCAAGCUAAAGCAAGGAGGCCGAGCAAGUGGCUCUAUCUUACUGCACCAGCAGGAACUGUCGAAGGUAAAAUCAGAACUGGAGAAGAAAAUAGUUUUCUAUGAAGAGGAACUCGUGAGGUGUGAAUCUGCCCACAGCACAGAAAUUAAGAACCUUCGGAAGGAGCUGCAUGAUUCGGAUGCCCAACACUUAGCUCUGCAGAAAGAUGUCAUGAUGCUGAAAGACAAAUUGGAGAAAGCCAAGAGAGAUAGGCAAAACGAAAUGGAGGAAACUUUGAGCGAGCUGAAAAAGAAGUAUGACUGUGAGAAAAACAUGCUCAUCGAAGAUAACAAGAAGUUUUCAGCCGAGAACGAUAGAAUGUGUUCAUUUGUGGACAAACUCACAACACAGAACAGGCGACUGGAAGAUGAGCUUCAGGACCUGGCAGCCAGGAAGGAGUCAGUGGCCCACUGGGAAGCUCAAAUUGCAGAGAUCAUACAGUGGGUAAGUGAUGAGAAGGAUGCAAGAGGAUAUUUGCAGGCUCUGGCAUCAAAGAUGACAGAAGAACUGGAAUCUCUGCGAAAUUCCAGUCUAGGCUCAAGAACUCUGGAUCCCCUAUGGAAGGUGCGACGUAGUGCAAAGCUGGAUAUGUCAGCCAGGCUAGAGCUGCAGUCAGCUCUUGAAACAGAAAUGCGAGCCAAGCAGUUAAUUCAGGAAGAACUGGCUAGAGUGAAAGCUACAAACAUAGCAUUGGAGAGUAAAUUGAGGGACGCAGAUGGUAGAAAUCAACAAUUUGUGGAAGAGAUACAAACUUUAAAGAAAGACUUGGAAGAAAGCAGAGUCAGAACUGAGCAAGAUCUCAAGCUUCCAGAUUUUCAAGACUCUAUAUUUGACUACUUUAACACUUCUCCAACACCACAUGAUUUGGGAUUUAAAAGUGGCUCCAUUAGUGAGUCGGAUCCCGGGGGUCUAAAACCAGCAUCUUCCCGUUCUCCAUCACCAUCAAUUUCUAGUCUUGCUGAACAGCAGGAUGAGCCAAUAAUGGCCCCCAGAUCCAUCCCUGUUGCUACUCCUAUAUUUGUACAGCCGACUCCUUUGCCUAAGCCUAAAGCCCAUCAAGUUAGUAUCAGAACUUUCUCCAGCCCUACACAGUGCAGCCAUUGCACGUCUCUAAUGGUUGGCCUAGUACGACAGGGAUAUGCCUGUGAUGUGUGCUCCUUUAUUUGCCAUGUUUUAUGCAAGGACAAUGCCCCUCAAGUAUGCCCUAUCCCUGAGCAAACAAAGAGGCCACUUGGGAUAGAUGUUCAGAGAGGGAUAGGAACAGCUUACAAAGGCUAUGUAAAGGUUCCCAAGCCCACUGGGGUGAAGAAAGGUUGGCAGCGUGCAUACGCAGUGGUCUGUGACUGUAAACUGUUUCUGUAUGACGUGGCUGAAGGCAAAUCUAUGCAGCCUGGAGUUGUUGCCAGUCAGGUCCUGGACCUGAGAGAUGAAGCCUUUUCUGUGAGUUCUGUUCUUGCAUCGGAUGUCAUUCAUGCCACUAGGAAGGACAUCCCUUGUAUAUUCAGGGUGACAACCUCACUACUCUCCUCGCCAUCAAAAACCUGUUCACUACUAAUCCUGACUGAAAGUGAAAAUGAGAAGAGGAAAUGGGUUGGAAUCCUAGAAGGAUUGCAGAAUAUCUUGCAAAAAAAUAAACUUAGGAACAAAGUUGUAUAUAUUCCACAAGAAGCAUAUGACAGUACACUACCUUUUAUUAAAACAAGUUUAUCGGCUGCUGUUAUAGAUCGUGAACGUAUAGCACUUGGCACGGAGGAAGGACUGUAUGCGAUAGAGUUAACACGAGAUAUGAUCGUUCGAGCAGCUGACUGCAAGAAAGUCUACCAGAUUGAGCUUAUACCCAAAGAAAAACUCAUUGUCCUUAUCUGUGGGCGCAAUCGACAUGUUCAUUUUUAUCCCUGGGCUGCUUUUGAUGGAUCUGAGACCAGCUUUGAUAUUAAACUUGCUGAAACAAAAGGCUGUCAUACUAUGACUACUGGGUAUCUGCGGCACGGUAUUGCAUCCUGUCUUUUUGUGGCAGUGAAGCGGCAAGUCCUGUGCUAUGAAAUUAGCCGAACUAAACCGUACUACAAGAAAUUCAAUGAGGUUCAGGCCUUGGGCAAUGUGCAAUGGAUGAUGCUAUUUGAGGAAAAGCUUUGUGUUGGCUACCCUUCUGGAUUCUCGCUGCUUAAUGUCCAGGGAGAUGGGCCCUCCGUUAACCUGGUAAAUCCAAUUGACCCGUCGCUUGCAUUUCUCUCGCAGCAGCCUUUUGAUGCUCUUUGUGCAGUGGAACUUAGUAACAAGGAAUUCUUGCUCUGCUUCAGCCAUGUGGGUGUAUAUGUGGACUCACUAGGGAGAAGGUCACGGACCCAAGAACUCAUGUGGCCUGCGGUUCCUUUAGCCUGCAUUUACAGCUGUUCAUAUCUAGCAGUUUACAGUGAAUAUGGGGUGGACGUCUUUGAUGCAAACACUAUGGACUGGGUCCAGACAAUUCCCCUUCGGAAGAUCCGGCCAUUAAAUGCUGAUGGUACACUAAACCAACUCAACUCCGAACCUGCACGGUUAAUAUACUUCAAGAAAAACUACUCAGAAGGCGAUGAUUUGAGUGUGCCAGACACUUCCGAUAACAGCAAGAAGCAGAUGCUCAGAACCCGGAGCAAGAAGAGGUUUGCCUUUAAAGUAUCAGAAGAAGAAAGAUUACUACAAAGGAGAGAGAUGUUGAGAGAUCCAGAGAUGCGGUCAAAGUUGAUAUCAAAUCCGACAAACUUCAACCAUGUGGCUCACAUGGGACCAGGCGAUGGAAUGCAAGUGCUCAUGGAUCUCCCACUGCAGAACGAUUUUCCUUCCCCCUCAUCCUCUCAACAGCAUGCCCAGAUAUCUCCUCCAACCAACUUUGAGCACGUCUAUCACAUGAACACACUCUCUGCUGAAAUCUAUCUCCAGACUAAUCAUUCCUCACUGCAAGGCCUCCCUCUGCUCUCUUCCUCUUCCUGCCCCUGUUCCUCUGACUCAGUCAGGAGUGUGUCACCAGUAUCACAAGAUGAGCAAUCAAGGGAGAAACGUGCUUCCCAUUCCAGCAUUUCAAGGCAGCAGCGAAGCAAGCAAUAUAUUUCACGUACGCCAUCAGGUGGAGAAGCUAUUUCAUCACGUAAAAUAUCAGAUCCUGAUCAAGAAUUUGAAAAAGAGCAGGACUCAGAUUCAACGAGGCAUUCAACACCUUCAAACAGCUCAAAUCCAAGUAGCCCGCCCAGUCCAAACUCCCCCCACAGGAACCAAAUGACACUGGAUGGUUCGGACCACUCCACCUUCGAUGCAUGACCAUUGCCUCUAGAAACACUUAUAGUGCGUCUGCCACAUACCAAUAGGAUUCUUCACUGUUAUAGAUUUUCUUACACCCCCUCCCCCCACGUGAAAAAUAGAUUUCUGCUGAAUUCUAAGUCUUACUACAAGAAAGUGCCAAGAAUGAAGAAUAAUUUCUUCUGUUAAUUCUUGCAGAUUGCACAUUAAAUUAUAUAUCCAUGAUCAUUUAUGAAUAAUUCCCAGUGUAUUUCCAUGGUCGGCCCAGGAAACAAAGUGACUGACUUAAGUAUCAUAUUCCCUGCGCGUUAGGUUUUGUGCACUGUUGACGGUUAACCUGCACCAGCCAAGUGAAUUACUGAGAAUUUGGGAUAAUGAGGGCCAAUGUCUUUUGCACCAAACUUUCCUGCCAGAUUUCUAAUAUAGUUGGUAAACGGUGAAAUAAAAUUGUCCUUGUACUAUUCCAUUAGUUUAAAAAAAAAGAAAAAAAUGUUAUCUUCAGGGUAUACAUGACACCAGUAAAUAAUACUGUGAAUAAGAAUUUUAGUUGCAUUUUGUAUUAUUGUUUUUAAUCUCUCAAGUAAGUUUGCUUUUGUUGUGCUGUCUUGUGUAUGGACCCACUGCAGAAAUUAAUGUUGGGGAAAAUCUUUACUUAGACCUGCAGCAGCUUCAGACAUACAGCUAUUGUAAAACACACACAAACAUGUAAUUGUUCUAAUUGCUGAUGAGGUAUUAUAGGUAUAAGGCAGAAGACUCUGGGAUACAGGAAAGCUGCUUUAAUUUGCUGUUCAUUUUGUAAGUCCUUGCAUGAAUAUCCAUUCCUUCAAAAAUGUUGUACUGGUUAUUUUAAAAAUUCCACAGCAGUCUUAUACGUUCUAUGCCCCAAGAUGAUGAUAUGUUCCCUGGUGGUUACAGUUAAUGUGUGGUUGUGUGUGUGUGUGUUUGUAUAUAUAUAUAAAACUCAAGUUCAGUGUAUGAUAACAUUAUUACUCAUAGGAUUGUGUCCGUAUUGCAUUAAAGGCUUGUACACCACAGCCAGUAUAUCAAAUUUGUCAUCGCACCUGUGUGCCUUCUGUGAUGUAUUUAUGACAAUUUACAGUUUAUACAGAUGCAGUAUAAGUUCCCUAUAGAUCACUGUAAAGAAUUUGCAUGUUUUAGUCACCCAGCUCCCCUGCAUAUUGGAUGGUAAUUGUGACGUGUCACAUUAAGCAACUAAUCAGAUUUUCUUUAUCAUUUACUUAAAUACGAAAGGGCUCACUGUGGAGCCUAACACUACUGGUGAAACAGUUUGAUUUUUUUAUGUUAAUUUGUGAAAGUGGGUAGUCUUAAAAUUCAGCUAACCACUCUUUGUAAUUAAGAAACUGCUUUGACAAAAUAUUGAAAAUGGACUUGUCAAUAAAGCAUAAGAGAGAGGUA
This is a messenger RNA of Callorhinchus milii (elephant shark), 6984 nucleotides long. RefSeq names its product CDC42 binding protein kinase beta (DMPK-like) (gene cdc42bpb). Gene Ontology annotation, molecular function: protein serine/threonine kinase activity; ATP binding. The coding region runs from base 289 to 5589 and encodes 1766 amino acids. The transcript has 38 exons. The record is from RefSeq and is a predicted model, not a curated record. Gene Ontology annotation, biological process: peptidyl-threonine phosphorylation; actomyosin structure organization. Gene Ontology annotation, cellular component: cytoplasm; cytoskeleton. Lineage: Eukaryota; Metazoa; Chordata; Chondrichthyes; Chimaeriformes; Callorhinchidae.